AUGCUAAUCAGGAAUUUGCUCUCUUUUCGGCGUAAUGGCUACGAUCCGGUUGAGGAAAUCGACCUUGAAGAUUUACACGCCGACGGCCGCCGCCGGGUACGUGAAAACCUCGCCGCUUGCGAGUACGACUUGCGACAGAGCUGGUUGACGGGGCUGAUGCGGGCCAUCCGAGCUGUCGACUAUCUCGACGAGUCUCAGUUGCCCCAUUCAUCCAAGAAUGCGGCCUACUACACCCCUCUUGCGGAGUAUGUCCGCCGGCGCGAAUUCGGUCGUAUGCUGCGACAUCCCGAGAUCCUCGUGCCCCUGGUGCUGUCCGGCGUGCUAGAGGCAGUCGCCUGUCUAUCAACAGUGGCGGCGCCGCUGCUGAUGCAGCGCGUGCUUCAAGAACCGUCAGAUCCAGGCCAUCUGCUGGCUCUGUUCGGGGUCAGUCUUGUGGCGACGCUGGCCGGUCGCAGCAAAGAUCAGAUUUGCCGAGUGCUGGCGGUUCGCGUCUCGUCGAUCCUGCAGUUGGCGCUCUUUCGCAAGUGCCUCCGGUUCUCGGGUAGGACGACCUGUACGGAGGGUCGCCUAGUGAGCUGUUCAACUACCGACAUGAUGCUCCUGCGUAACUACAUCCUCAAAAUGCACGACAUUUGGAGCAGCCCCCUACAGUUAAUUUUGAUCAUUCUCUUGGUGCUACGUCUGUUGGGUCUGUCCGGGCUACUGGGAUACUUCGCCAUGGCUUUCCUCUUGCUUUCGCAAACUCAAGCCAACGGCAAAGUAGCGAGCGCUAUGGAGAAAUACCUUGGCCACGACGAACGACGGAUCACGAUGUUAAGCCAAGCCUUCCAGCGCAUCAAAGGAAUCAAAUUAAUGCUGCUCGAGUCGAUUAUCAUGAAGAAAAUAGCUGCCAUUCGUGAACUGCAGCUUGUGGCGCUAAAGCGCCGCCUUCGUCUCGUGUUUUGUUUUUUUAUCUCUAUCAAUCAAAUGAUUCCCGGCCUCACGGCCCUGGUCUCCUUUAUUUCCUACUGGGCCGGCCAACAUGCCCUGGAUGCUCAGGUAAUUUUCCCGGCUCUUACGCUAUUUGAGCUGAGUUAUGGCCCUGCAUCGAAGCUGUCGCUAGCGGUGACGCGCCAGUUCUCUAUCCUGCCCAGUGUAUUCCGUGUGCGAGAUAUCCUGCGCCAAGAAGAAGUCGACGAAAAGAGAUCCGGGGACCCGGGCGAUAUGGCGAUCAGCCUCGACAAAGCCACCAUCUCUUACCCUGGCCUUGCAAACAACGCGGAGACCACAGAUGAGUACACUGCAUUCCGGCUUGAUGCCCUCACCCUUAAAAUCCCACGGAGACGCCUCACCUGUAUCUAUGGACACAGUGGCGCCGGGAAAUCCACAAUGAUAAAAGGCAUUGUCGGCGAAUCCGUGGCUCAGCCACCAUCAUCAGUCAGGGUCAAUGGAAGCUGCGCCCUUUGCCGCCAGGAUCCAUGGAUUAUGCAAGGGACUGUGCGGGAGAACGUUUUACUCGGGAAGCCCUAUGAGGAGCUUCGAUACCGUCAGGUCCUUCGCGACUGCUGUCUUGAAGCCGACCUGACCAUGUUCCCCGGUGGCGACCAGGCGUUGGUGGCUGGCAGUGGAGCGACCCUGAGUGGUGGACAGCGGGCGCGCAUCUCACUCGCCCGCGCCGUGUAUAGCCAAGCCGAAAUUAUCCUGCUUGACGAUCCUCUCUCGGCUGUGGACGCCCGCGUUUCGCAAUGCCUUUGGAACGAUUGCAUCAGAAAACUGUCCCAAACGGUCGUCGUUGGUGGGAUCAUUGCUCAGGGACCGCCAGAUCAGGUCCUCAAACACCCCUUCUUCAACGGAAGUACCUUGCUGGAUGCACCUAAGGAAUUGUCUCCCCCGAUAGAUGAUCAGGCACAAUCGGUUGCCCCAGCACCUAACACAGUCAACUCCACAGCAAUUGCUCUUGAUAAGGAGGUUAGGGUUAGAGGAAGCGUUGACCGGGGAUUAUACGGUGUCUAUCUCAGACACAGCGGGGGAUAUCCCUAUAUCGCUUCUUUGAGCGCGAUAUUUUGUCUGACGGUGGGUACGCGUAUCGUAGGAAAUAUUUGGUUGGCGUGGUGGGUUAGCGACGCGCUGCACUGGGCGCAACACCACUACAUGUCCGGGUAUAUUGGGGUGAUGCUAUCGCAGGCGGUGUUUGUAGCUCUCGUUGGUGUCUAUCUGGUUGCCGGAAGCGUUCAAGCCAGCCGACGCAUCCAUGAAGGUGUUCUGGCGCGGCUCUUUAACGCGGACAUGGAUUUUUUUGACCAACAGCUACUUGGGCGGAUUAUCAAUCGCUUAUCGGUUGAUAUAGAGGGUAUCGACUUUCGAUUGAUCAAUGCGGCCGAUGGCUUGCUUCUCGCAGCUUCUCCGUUGUUAGCGAGUACCAUUGUUCUUGCAAUGAGCUCGCUUUACUUGAUUCUAGCUCUCGUGCCCAUUGGGUACAUGACCAGUCGCAUACAGCUGCUUUAUGGAGUAUCUGCACGAGAAGUGCGUCGCUUGUGCUCUGUGCUCGACUCCCCGGUCCUCGCCGUGAUCAACGAGGCCAUGGGUGCGCGGGCCUCGAUCCAAGCGUACUCCGCCAUCGAGUUAUUUGAGGAGCGGCAUCGCGCGGUCCUGUCCAAGGCCAUGGCCGGAAUCAGCGUCCGCUACGCACUAGAGACGUGGGUGACAGUGCGGGUGGAACUCGUUUCCGUCCUACUACUUGGUGCAACCUGCGCAUUGUGCGGCCUAGGAUUGCUUAAUGCCGUUCAGGCUGGUCUGACUCUCAGCUUGAGCAUCACAAUAGCGAAACACCUGGACACUUUUCUGUGGUCCUUAAUUAACCUUGAUGUUGAAAUGAAUUCCAUGGAGCGCCUCAAUCAGUACCUGAUGCUGCCUGCCCCAGAGACCAUUUCUUCUUCUAUCGGGCGAGAAAUUGCACCCUCCUGGCCGGAGAGUGGCAGCGUGGUAUUUUCUGGAGUUGAGGUCACGUAUGCUCAAGCUUCGCAACCGUCUCUCAAUGGCUUUGAUCUCAUCAUCCCUGCGGGUGCCAAGGUGGGGAUCGUAGGCCGAAGCGGCUCCGGCAAAUCGACCAUCAUCGCGGCACUAACAGGCAUUGUACCACUCACAGCAGGCACUAUUCGGAUUGAUGACGUGGACUUGACGACGGUCUCACUGCGCCAGCGUCGACGAUCUGUUCACGUGCUCGCCCAGGAUGCCGUGCUCUUCGAUGGCACGCUUCGUGAGAAUUUGGAUCCCUCUCGGCGCAGCAAGGAUGUGGACAUGCUUGAGACAUUGUCAGCAAUGGCAUGGCACCAGCUCGAGGACCAAUUUGACGGCGCUGACCGCCGAUCAGUGCUGGACCAACACAUUUUGGCUGGGGGCACCAAUCUAUCCGCGGGUCAAGCGCAAUUGGUGGCUCUGGCGCGGGCGGUGCUGGCGCGGCCGCGCAUCCUGGUGCUCGAUGAGGCAACAGCGAAUGUUGACCAAAGCACGGAUGAGAUCAUCCAGCGAAUUCUGCAGCAGUCCUUCCGGGAUAGUACGGUCCUCUGCGUGGCGCACCGAGCAACCAGUGUCGCCUGGAUGGAUUGUGUCAUCACCAUGGCGGAUGGCCGCAAAGUGGGGUAA
Messenger RNA from Penicillium waksmanii, 3621 nucleotides. RefSeq names its product P-loop containing nucleoside triphosphate hydrolase protein. Gene Ontology annotation, biological process: transmembrane transport. The transcript has 6 exons. Bases 1 to 3621 code for a protein of 1206 amino acids. Gene Ontology annotation, molecular function: ABC-type transporter activity; ATP binding; ATP hydrolysis activity. Gene Ontology annotation, cellular component: membrane. The record is from RefSeq and is a predicted model, not a curated record. Lineage: Eukaryota; Fungi; Ascomycota; Eurotiomycetes; Eurotiales; Aspergillaceae.